AAGCUAAAGGAAGGAAUAUCACUUCAGCAUAUCUCAGCCCCAAGGUAAGUAUGCCAAUAACCCUAAGCUAUUGUCAUUGUAAGGUUUGUGCUUUGUGCCCAUUGUCUUGAUUCUAGUUGAGAAUUGAAUUAUCUUAUGAAUAAGCAUACACUUCGAUUAUACCAGUUUGAUUUUUUGUUUGUCUAAGAUUUGAACUAUUGUGUAUGUUCGUCUAGUAUUUGGAUUUAGUGAUUCUGAAUAAACAUAUUCUUUGUUAUUGUAUGAACACUGAUAAAUUAUAAGCAAAGUUUUUUAUUCCAGCUUUCAAUUAGUAGUUUUUUUGCUGCUGUAACUUGGACAAAUUUGUAGACAAAUUGCACUUAAUUAUCUAUGCAGAUGUUAGAUUCAGGUCACAGUCAGGGUGCUGGGAGAGGGACCUCAACUAAUAGGGGUCACAUAAGGAAAUACAGGCCUAGAAUUUUUAAUGACAGUGCUACACCUCCGUCAAGUAUUCCACCACCUGCAUCCACUGUUCCACCACCUGCUUCCACUUUGCCAACACCUCUAUCAAGUUCUAGCUCAACGACUUCACAAAAUAUAUUUCAUCCUACCCAGUCACCACCCAUUAACCAAACACAUGCCACCAGUUCUAGUCAUGCACAGGUCAGUGAGACACCGAUUUCAAGAAAGAGGUUAAUAGAGCCUGAUGGGGAAGGAUUUCAUCCACAUAAGCUUGCGAUUAGUGGCAUAUCUGAAAUAAUUCAGAGUAAAUUUGAUAUGCUUUAUCCAUCAUGGAAGAAAAUACCCCCAGAAGUUCGAAAGAUGUGGUUUAGAGAGUUUGAGGCAAGUUAUUGUUUUAUGAUUUCAUUUGUUGUCUUUCUUUAUUGUUGUUAAUUUACAUUUCAUUACAUGAUCUUUUUGUGUAAUUCUUCUUACAAUUGUAAUACAAAAGAGAUUUACGUGGCUGCCCCACCAUGAUCCACUUAUUCGCUCCAAUUUUGAGAAGCGUGGGGCAGCUCGAAUGAAAGAUAUGUUAUCUGAUGUGCGUGUUAGAGGGAACAAGCCAGAAUGGAUAGGAGAUUCAGUGUGGGAGGUACUCUGCAACCAUUGGAGUUUUGAACACUUCAACAAGAUAAGUGUGCAGAAU
This is a messenger RNA of Tripterygium wilfordii, 1126 nucleotides long. RefSeq lists its product as uncharacterized. The transcript has 2 exons. The coding region runs from base 370 to 873 and encodes 167 amino acids. The record is from RefSeq and is a predicted model, not a curated record. NCBI's taxonomy places the organism in Eukaryota, Viridiplantae, Streptophyta, Magnoliopsida, Celastrales, Celastraceae.